This is a messenger RNA of Bursaphelenchus xylophilus (pine wood nematode), 2323 nucleotides long. The record is from the annotation of a GenBank genome assembly. Lineage: Eukaryota; Metazoa; Nematoda; Chromadorea; Rhabditida; Aphelenchoididae.
AUGGAUUGGAUUUUACAUCUUAUAUUGCUAUUGGGUUCCCCUUAUCUUACUGUUGGAUUUGUGAACAAUGUAAGGGAAAUUAAAAAGUUUACUGCAUCGAAUAAUGCAACUUCUAAUACUAAAUAAGCCCUUUAGGAUGAAGUUCAAACUUUGACUCGCUACAUUCUCCGUGGGCCAUCAAGAAAUAGCGGAUUGGAAUGGUUGGAACCAUUGGUUGAUGACUUUGGACAUCGGAUGUUGUGCAGGAAGUCUUUGGAAGAGUAAGGAAUGUCGCGGAAAAAAGACCUUGGUCGAAAAAUUGUCUGUCUGAGACUCCUAAGCCAAUCGACGCUUUGGUUAGCCGUUUAAAGCAUUUUUAAGCUAAUUGCAUAAAGUCUUAGCUUCCACGCCAAUUUGUUAGCUAUUAUAAGGCCUGAUAAGUACCUUAAAGUCCCAUAAAAUUCGAUCUGUCCAAGAAGAAUUCCAUGUUUUUUUUGUCAAGAAAACCGAUUUCAGUGCGAUCGACUUCACAGUCGAACGUCUCCGACAGGACGGCUUUGACAAUGUCCACACCGAAGAAGCGCCGAAUAUGCCGAAUUGGGAGAGAGGGGAGGAUACGGUGACUUUGCUUGAGCCGCGCAACUUAAAGCUGAACAUCUUGACGAUUGGCGGGGUGGAUCCGGCGAAGGUGACGGCCGAAGCUGUUGUUCUGGAGGAUUACGACUUGAUCAAUGUGGGAUAGUUAUAUUGACUGAUUGGUAAAUAUUUAGACCACCAACGUGAACGGGAAGAUUGUAGUUUUCAAUCAGAAAUGGACCGGCUACUACGAAGACAUCAAGUACCGUCGCGCGGCCAAAGAGAUCAAAGCGCUUGGAGCUGUGGGACUUUUGGCCAAAUCGCUCGGCCCAUUCUCGAUUGGCUCUCCGCAUACCGGCGGGGGAUCCGAUGAGCAUCUGCCAGCGGCAUCAUUGUCAUUAGAGGAGGCGGAACUGUUGGGUCGUCUUGCAAGACGCAACAAGACCUUGAAGAUCAGCAUCGACAUUCGAUCCAAGAACCUUCCACCUUGCACUUCGCGCAACAUCAUAUUUGACAUAAAGGGAAGUGAGAAGCCGGAGGAAGUGGUCCUCAUCUCCGCUCAUAUCGAUUCGUGGGACUUGGGACAGGGCGCACUCGAUGAUGGAGGAGGAAUGGCAGCGGUUUGGCAGGCCAUGAAAGUGAUUAGGGAACUCGGACAGACCGAUAAACGAUUCCUGCCGAAACGGUAGGUUUUAUUCCGUGCAAGCCCAUUUGAUACGGAACUGGGACGAUUGGGUAAACCGAAAAGUAUUAUUUUUCUUCGAUGGAAGUGUCGAUUAGGAUAAUCGAGGGUGCUGAUUUCGAAAAUAACAUUCAUUUUUACCUAACAUUUUUUUAAUUUUUUAAAUUUUUUUCAUGAAUAUUCGAUUUGGGGGUUUCCGAUGGUGCUGCUUUCAAAUCAGAAAAAAUUGAGUAUGUGUGAAAAAAAUUCAAAAAAUGACUACUUUACAGUACUACUUAAAAAAAUUCAGGGUCAAAAAAUGAAUGUCAUUCGUCCAACUCCGUUUGAUAAAUUCCAAGCAAAAAAAAAUCAAUCCUCCCAAAACAAACCGCUUUCAUUGAGAGAUCACCCUAUAACUUGAUGACCAAAUUUCAGCACGAUCCGAGCCAUUUUCUGGACCGCCGAAGAGCACGGUUUCGCCGGAGCUAAACACUACUACGAGCAACACAAAAACGGAAAAGAGAAGUUCUACUUUGUCUCGGAGACGGAUCAGGGCGCAUUCAAGCCAACUACGACCAAAUCCAUCCUCCGGUUCAUGGGGAAUACGACCCAAGUAAGCAAUCGACCAUCCCACGUCAAUCCAGCGCAUUUCCUGAACCGAUAAUUGCUUUUUCUCGAAAAGGAAGAAGAAAGACAAGAAAAUGCGUUUUAUCGGGUAGUGACAUUUCGUUUUGAACGAAUCACCAAAAAGGGGCGGGACAUUUUUUUUCCUAUUUUGGAUUGACGUGCAUCCUUAUUGCACUCUUACGAUUACGACUAUAGAAUCUUUUUCAGCGAGCCAAAAUGCAGGAAAUUGUGCAGAGUCUGAAACGAAAUGACAUCCCAAUCAGUGUGCAAGAAGGGGAUAAACAAGGAGACGUCCAGUCGUGGGCCGACGACGGCGUCCCAUCAGUACAAUAUGUGGCAGACAAAGGGGCCGACUUCUACUUUUACUUCCAUCACACCACCGGAGAUUAUUUGAACAUCUUCGAGGACGGCGACAUCGAUUAUACUGCCGCAAUCAUGGGCACGUUGGCACAUGUUCUUAGCAACCAGGACAAGUGGUGA